Spodoptera littoralis (African cotton leafworm) is the source of this 867-nucleotide messenger RNA. Lineage: Eukaryota; Metazoa; Arthropoda; Insecta; Lepidoptera; Noctuidae. The record is from the annotation of a GenBank genome assembly.
AUGAAAGCUUUUAUUGUGGUCUGCCUGGCUUUGGCCAGUUUGGUCUCUGCGGGAGAAGUUCAGUACCCAGGUAACUCCGCAUGGGGCUACUUGGUGAAGUAUGGUAUUCCUGAGGCUGAGAGGAUCAAGGCUGCUGAGGAGAAACUCAGUCACUCCAGAAUUGUUGGAGGUGUUCCCGCUGGACAAGGACAAUACCCAUACCAGGCUGGUCUUCUCAUCUCCAUCAUCGGUUUCGAUGGAUCCGGUGUUUGCGGUGGUUCCCUCAUCAGCGCUUCCAGGGUGGUGACUGCUGCUCACUGCUGGUUCGAUGGUGUGCAUCAAGCAUGGAGGGUCACUGUUGUUCUCGGCUCCACAACUCUCUUCUCUGGCGGUACCAGGGUUGAGACUAGUGUGAUGGCCAUGCACCCGAACUGGAGUCCAGCUCUUAUCCGUAAUGACGUCGGUGUACUCUACUUGCCCCAAGCUGUGCAGUUGUCCGCCAACAUCGCACCCAUUGCUAUUGCCUCCGGAUCCUCAGACUUUGUUGGUGCAUCAGCCAUCGCAUCUGGUUUUGGUUUAACAAGCUCUGGUGGAAGCAUCAGCUCCAACCAGGUCUUGAGCCACGUUCGCCUGAAUGUCAUCGCCAACAGUGCCUGCAGCUUCGCCUUCCCGUUCGUUGUCCAGCCUUCCAACCUCUGCACCAGUGGUGUUGGAGGUGUUGGUACCUGCAGUGGCGACUCUGGUGGUCCUCUUGUAGCUAGCCAGAAUGGACAGGAUGUUUUGAUUGGUAUUACCUCAUUCGGAUCCGCUUUCGGCUGCCAAAUCAACCUGCCUUCAGUCUUCGCCCGUGUUACCUCCUUCGCCAGCUUCAUCAACCAGCACCGAUAA